Paramuricea clavata is the source of this 4274-nucleotide messenger RNA. The record is from the annotation of a GenBank genome assembly. Lineage: Eukaryota; Metazoa; Cnidaria; Anthozoa; Malacalcyonacea; Plexauridae.
AUGGGUUACUCCAACAAAACCCACAGUGAAUUCGCAGAGAUUUUGCUGCAAAAAUCCAUGGAAAUAGCAGUAACCACGACCGAACCUCAAACUUCAUCACCUGAGAGACCCGUUUCCCCGACAGGUACGAUACAUUUACAUAUUUUUUUUAUAAAGAACCGGGAUUAACGAAUUAUCUACAUAUGUUUGCACUUAUGGAUAUUUAAAAAUGUCAUUUAUUAUCUUUGAUGUAGCGAGCCAAGGUCCCUUGUUUUCAACUCCAGUACGCAGACAUGUGUCCAUGCACUCACAGUUGCCUUUGUCGCCUAUUGUUGAAGGUAGUGAGGUGGAAACAGAGUAUGUAUAUAAUAUGUUUUCGUGAAUUAAUAUGCCUAUUUGUGUCAAAACUAUUAAUAUGUGACAUCCUGACUUUUUAGAAUUGCAAAUAUGUCUGGGGUGUCUGAGCUGAAUGUUAGCAGGGUAGAUAGUAUCAUCAUGGGCAUUAAUCCACAUUUUGGUAUGCAUGAGGGCGAACUAUCAUCAGAAGACUGUUCAAGUACAAGCUCAACCUAUAGCUCUGAUGAUGAAAGUGAUAGAAGGUACUUAUUGUCAUACAAAUUUUACCAAAACUUCAUUUUCUGAUUGGUCAUGAUCUUCCAUUGCUUUGCCUUGCCAAGAUAUAGGUUUAGGGAAAGCCCAUUUAUGUUAUUCACUGAUUGGUAUGGUAAAUUUUUAGAAUUAACGAUAAUUUGAAUAAUGUUUUUUCAUAGUUUUAGUUCAAGUGAGGAGCUUGAAAAUGAGAGUGAGGAGCUUGAUGUUGAUGGAAAGGAUGAAAGGUAAGUAAACACACAACUACACACAAUAAUAUUGUAAUCAUGUUAAAUCCCUUUCUAGGUCUCGCGUCAAACAGAAGUCUAUAUGAAGUUAGCAUCAUUUGUAUUACCUUCGACAUCGGUAAGCAAUGUCAGACUUAUAACAAGAUGUGUUACAAACCCACAUUAUUAGGGCCCCCAGUAGUGUGUGAGUAAACACUUUUUGCUUUGAUUCUUUUCUCCCCCAUUCAGUAUAAAAUAACACUAAUAUAUACAUUAAUGUAAGACUAUGAUUAAUAUUUAUAAUAAUUGUUUUUGCUUGAUAGUGACAGUGAUCUAGAUGAAACUCUUACUGCUUCUGAAUGUGGCUCACUGGGAGAAACUCCUAUGGACAUAAGUGAAUUAGAAGAUAUUGAGAUUGAAAUACAGCAUGGCCCUGAAUCAAAACAGGAAAGAGACAAACGUCUAAAUCAAGAAUUGAAGGAUAGGUUUGAUUCAUUAAAUCGUGUCGGCAAAGAAAGUGACCUACAUAAUGUGCAUGCUCAGCAAGAACGAGUUAUUGUUGACAUAACAAAACUUUUACCACUUUUUGAGGAUAAGUGCCCAAAUGAAUCUUGUGCUGAAAAGUCCAAGGUUCUCAACUACAAACUCACUGGAGGAGUUUUGCAAGUAUCUUGGAAAUGUCCAAAUGACCAUUCUGGGUACUGGGUGUCCUCACAAGUGCUCUGCCAAAAGAAUGGCCAAGACAUCUUUUCCACAAGUUUGCUACUGGCCCUUGGCUUGGUACUUUCUGGAGGCCAUUAUGACAAGCACAUGCUUUUCAGUAAGUUUUUAGGUUUGAAUUUCAUUUCAAGACAAACAUUUAAUAGGAUGCAAAGGCACUAUAUAAUCCCUUCCAUUACAUCCUUUUGGGAGGAUAUGAAAAGUGAAAUAUGGAAAGUAUUGACCAACGAGCAGCUUAUUUUGUGUGGUGAUGGAAGGAAUGAUUCUCCAGGUCAUUGUGCAAAAUACUGUGUGUAUUUACUAAUGGAGCAAUUUCUUGAUGUCAUUGUUGAUAUUGAAGUGACAGAUAAGAGAGAAACAGGUGGUGUAUCAACAAAUAUGGAGGUGUACACUUUAAAGAAGCUCUUAGAAAGGAUUGUGGGCAAACUCCUUAUGUCAGAGAUUGUUACUGAUGCAUCUACAACUGUUAUGAAACUUGUACGGGAUAUGAAAGGUAUAGUACAUUGAGUAAAAAGAAGUGGAUAAUUUAUUUAUUGCACUCGCGGAGAGUGCAAUGGAACGUGUUCCAUUGCACUCUUGGGAAAUGGAAUUUUCUAUUCAAUAUCAUGUGACCAUAAACAGCCAAUUAAACAAUUAGAAUUUAAUAAGGUAUUAUAUAAAAUCUAUUAGUAUAUGCUGUCUAUAUUUACUUUUCAUUGGUAGGGUGAUUCCAAUUCACUGGUUUAAUUUGAAAGGAUUUCUCUGAUACAACUUUGAAUAAAAAUAUUUCUCCAAAUAUGUUCAAUAAUUUUAUGUGAUUCCUUUUAAUCUUUUUAGAUAAAUACCCACAUGAUUUUGGUCAUUUGUUCCAUGCAUUAGAUAUCUGGCACAAGUCUGUUAAGCUAACAAAGAAACUGGCCAAGGUAAAGUAUACAAGUUUAUGAUGCAAGUUUGUAUAGUUUACCACCAACUACAGUAUCAUGAUAAUAAACAUUCAUGCUAUAAAUUCCAAAUAUUCUCUUGUGCAUCUAGGCAGGUAAAGUCAAAGGUUGUGAGGUCAUUUCAGAGUGGUCAGAACCAAUCCGCAACCAUUUUUGGCAUGUUGCUGAAAAUUGUAAGGGCAGUGCUGAGAAGCUCAAGGUAUGGUGCAAUAGUAAAAUGAAAGUGAACAUAAUGAAAAAUAUGUUCAGUUUACUGUUAUAAGUAUUUAACAGUGGAAUUCUGGCUACUGUGUUGCUGAGGUACAUGAAUAACGUGCCUCUAUUGUCUACCAAUACACAAUGGUAUAGCAUGGUUUUUAUUUUUGUGCCGGCGAAGUGCAAACACCGAAGGCGUGAGAGAAGCUAGAAGUGUCCGUGCGUGUGCUCCCCAGGGAAAUUUUGAAAUUUAGGGUUUCUGUAAUGCGAUUUCAUGCACUUGCAGAAUUUGAUAUUUUGCAGAAUUUGCGAUGUUAAAUGGUUAUUAACCCUUUAAGUGGCAAUGCGCCCAUGUGUACCCCACCUUAUUGUUUCAUGUUAUCUAAUGCCAGACGAUUUUACUCGACAGGGGGAGAGUGCUGCCACUCAAUGCAGGCAGUGCAAUAAGGACUGUACUGGAGUAACUAUAUUUUCAAAAUGAUGCAGUUUUUCCUACUCAAGUUCAAAAUUUGAUGCCCUUUUCUCAUGUUUACACUCCCCAAUAAUCACCUGCUGGGGUAUGAUCCCCUAUUUAAUGACAUCCAUUGUUACAAAUUAGGAUAGUUGGUUUGGUGUCCUCCACCAUGUAUGUGGAGAACAUGAAUGGGCAGAUGGGGAAUGUGAUCAUGGACCAUUAGUGGAGGAAGAAGGUGGAAAGACAAUCCUACCAAAAAAUUCAAAAGCAAUGGAAGCAAUUAGAAAAGUUGUGAUUGAUCCUCGCUUUCUGAGUACACUGCAGCACUAUGUCACUUUCAGGUAGAUUAUGUUGUAUUAUAUUAUCUUUGGAUGAAGAGGAUUUGUGCACAUUUAAAACAAUAAGUGCACAUACUGUACAUAUGAUUGAAAUUUGCUUAGUGAAAUGCUUAACAACGCUUACCUGCUUGCGAGAACCACAAAUAACGGACAGUUGGUUCUGACUUAUGACAGUGAAUGAUAGAAGUAUAUUAUGGUAUUAGAAAUCUAAAAAUCAAAAUAUUUGGAAUUCAUAUACCAAGUUCAAAAAAUGCCCUCAAUUGAUAUACACAAGUCUGUAAAUGUAUCGCCAGGUAAGCGUAUUAAACCUUUUGCUUCUAUUUUAUAGGCACACUAGCAAACUGGAAAAUUUUAAUUCAAUGCUCUUAAAAUAUGCCCCUAAGAGAGUUGGAUUUCAGUAAGUAUCAUUAUGCCAUAGUUGAAUAUAUACAGUACAGUACUUCAUUGUGAUCAAAAUUUAUUUAUUAAUUAUGCAUUUUAUAUAUAUAUGCAUUUAUAUAGGAAUGAAUCUUUUACAGCUAGAACUUUGUUAGCUGCCAUUGAUCACAAUGCUCACCUUCAUCGAAAGCCACUUCUCAGUAAAGAAGGAAACUUGAAGUACAACAAGGUAUUUAGUAAAAGGUCGAAGAACUUCAGAGUUUCAGUUGUGAAGAAGGAUAAAGAAUACGACUACUGGCCUAGUAUCUCCACUAGGGUGUUACAGCAGAGAAAGGAUGAUAAAAGAAGUAUCCUUCGUAGUACACCAAUUCCUGAUGACCAUCCCAAAAAUAUUGCUCCAUCCAUUGCCCAAAUACCUAUCCCAAAAACAAGCGAUUUGGUUGAAAAAUCUCUAUCAAGAUACUCCAAAGAGUGA